Messenger RNA from Ostrea edulis (European flat oyster), 623 nucleotides. RefSeq names its product perlucin-like. The record is from RefSeq and is a predicted model, not a curated record. The transcript has 5 exons. Lineage: Eukaryota; Metazoa; Mollusca; Bivalvia; Ostreida; Ostreidae. Gene Ontology annotation, molecular function: signaling receptor activity. Bases 70 to 549 code for a protein of 159 amino acids.
ACUGGAGUUGUUAUCGUUGUUGACCCUGACUGAAUUCAUGUAUGUUGGAGUGUAGUGUCUAAGUCUAACAUGGGAAAAGGCGGCAUCCUACUUCUUGCUUUCGUCCACACCGCUGUUGCUUUGACUUGUCCGAAUGGUUGGACGGUGAAUCAGAAUUCUUGUUACCAUGUCAGUCGCGAUAGGGAGUCAUGGGUGGAGGCCACGAGAAUGUGUGAACUACACGGUGGUUACCUGGCUCAUAUUGAAACUGCAGAGGAGCAAACUUUUAUGAAACAAUUGCUUCAACGAGUAAACGAUCACCAAUAUUGGUUGGGCGGUUCUGAUUGGACAAUAGAGGGUAAAUGGAUCUGGGAACCUAGAGGAGUAGCGUUCAACUUCACCAGCUGGUCACAUGGCGAGCCUGACAACAGACACAACGAACAACAUUGUCUUUUGCUGGACACACAUUCCCAUAACCAAUGGUUUGAUCAUGACUGUAAUGACGCUCGCCACUAUAUCUGUGAAAAUUCCGAAGGAGUGGAAUCGACGGAUCCAGACCUGGUUGGGUGAUUCUUUUUUCACAAUCAAUUAUUUUAUGCUAAAUGUACAAUUUCAUAUAGCAAUAAACUGAUAUCUGAAAGCAA